Molecule: messenger RNA, 6636 nt
Organism: Candoia aspera
Lineage: Eukaryota; Metazoa; Chordata; Lepidosauria; Squamata; Candoiidae
Gene: UNK
Product: unk zinc finger
Exons: 17
Coding region: 129-2606 (825 amino acids)
Biological process (GO): cell morphogenesis involved in neuron differentiation
Molecular function (GO): metal ion binding; mRNA CDS binding
Source: RefSeq, a predicted model, not a curated record
ACCCGGGGCGGUAAUGGCGGCGGCAGCGCCUGCGCAUUGCGGUCUCCGUGCGGACCGCGCAGAGUGAAUAAUAAAGCUCUCCUCCUCGGUGGUAGCGGGCGGCGGAGGAGGGAGCAGAGGGCAGGAGCAUGUCGAAGGGCCCGGUAGGGACCGGGCCUCCUGCGACCGGGGCGGUGGCGCCCGCCAGCGCGCUCCAAGCGCAGCCCGAGAAGCCGCAGCACUACACAUACCUGAAGGAAUUCCGCACAGAGCAGUGCCCCCUGUUUGUGCAGCACAAGUGUACUCAGCACAGGCCCUACACAUGCUUCCACUGGCACUUUGUUAACCAGCGUCGUCGCCGAUCUAUCCGCCGUCGGGAUGGCACCUUUAACUACAGUCCUGACAUUUACUGCACCAAAUACGAUGAGACCACAGGGAUCUGUCCUGAAGGAGAUGAGUGUCCAUUCCUGCAUAGAACUACCGGUGAUACAGAGCGGAGAUAUCACCUGCGCUACUACAAAACUGGAAUCUGCAUCCAUGAGACUGAUUCAAAAGGAAAUUGCACCAAGAAUGGCCUUCAUUGUGCUUUUGCUCAUGGGCCACAUGACCUGCGUUCUCCAGUUUAUGAUAUCAGGGAGCUUCAGGCCAUGGAAGCUUUGCAGAAUGGUCAGACCACAUCAGAAAGUGGCAUAGAAGGUCAGUCUGCAGUUGCUGCUAGCCAUGCUAUGAUAGAGAAAAUACUCAGUGAAGAGCCAAGGUGGCAAGAUACAACUUACGUUUUGGGAAACUACAAAACAGAACAGUGUAAGAAGCCCCCACGCCUCUGUCGCCAAGGUUAUGCCUGCCCUUACUACCAUAAUAGCAAAGAUAGAAGAAGGAGCCCUCGAAAACACAAGUACAGGUCCUCCCCGUGCCCUAGUGUGAAACAUGGAGAUGAGUGGGGAGAUCCUAGUAAGUGUGACAAUGGAGAUGCAUGCCAGUAUUGUCACACCCGCACAGAGCAACAGUUUCACCCAGAGAUCUACAAAUCAACAAAAUGUAAUGACAUGCAGCAGUCUGGCAGCUGUCCCAGAGGACCUUUCUGUGCCUUCGCACAUGUAGAACAACCUCCACUUAGUGAAGAUUUACAGUCAACGUCGGCUGUCUCCAGUCCAACGCAAACUGGCCCCGUCAUGUAUAUGCCCUCAGCAGCAGGCGAUUCUGUUCCUGUCAGCCCUUCUAGUCCACAAGCCCCAGACCUUAGCAAUGUAUGGAAUAAACCAGGAACUCUACCAACUAGCCCUACUUCUGCUACAAUUCUUUGUAGGAAUAGCAGUCUUGGAAGCCCAUCUAAUUUAUGUGGAUCCCCUCCUGGUGCAAUUGGAAAACCCCAUAGUUUGGAAAGCAUUGGUUUUCCCACAGAUUCAGUAACUACUCCCAGCAGCUAUAAGAAGGCACCUGGAUUUGAGCGGGAAGACCUGGUUGGAGCAGAGUAUCUAAAGAAUUUCAAAUGCCAGCAGGCAAAAAUCAAAUCCCAUUCAAUGGAACAUAGAACCCAAGAACAACCUCUGUUACAACCCAAGCAGGAUAUAUUAGGGAUUCUUCCUGUUGGCAGCCCACUGACAUCUAGCAUCUCCUCUAGCAUUACUUCUAGUUUGGCAGCAACACCGCCAAGCCCAGCAGGCACCAGCAGCGUACCAGGCAUGAAUGCCAAUGCCCUUCCUUUCUACCCAACCAGUGACACUGUGGAGUCCGUGAUAGAGUCUGCCUUGGAUGACCUGGACCUGAACGAAUUCGGAGUGGCUGCCCUGGAGAAGACAUUUGACAGCAGCUCGGUGCCCCACACGAGUGGCAUCAUGAUAGGUGGGAGUUUGCUGCAAAGUUCUGCUCCUGUAAAUAUCCCUGGGUCCCUUGGAAGUUCUGCCUCCUUUCACUCUGCCUCUCCUUCUCCACCGGUCAGCUUAUCAUCGCAUUUCCUCCAUCAGUCCCAGGGACACUUAAGCCAAUCAGAAAAUACUUUCCUGGGGACAUCAGCUUCUCAUGGAUCAUUAGGUUUAAAUGGAAUGAACAGCAGCAUAUGGGAGCAUUUUGCUUCAGGAAGUUUUUCACCCAGUACUUCACCUGCAUUUCUGUCAGGUCCAGGUGCUGCUGAACUGGCCAGGUUGCGGCAAGAAUUAGAUGAAGCUAACAGCACGAUAAAGCAGUGGGAAGACUCUUGGAAACAAGCAAAACAGGCCUGUGAUGCAUGGAAAAAAGAAGCAGAGGAGGCUAAUGAUCGUGCUAGUACGGCCACCAUAGAAUGUGAGCUGGCCCGGGAGCAGAGAGAGGCCUUGGAGCUGCAAGUCAAGAAACUCCAGGAGGAAAUUGAGAGGAUCCACACAGGCCAGGACCCCCAGUUCCUGCGCUCAUUCUCCGAUUUAGAGAAUCUCUCCUUAUCUACCCUCUAUAACCUCCAAAAACAGUUGCGUGCCAAUCUAGAAAGAGUUGAUAAGGCACUGUUUCAGAUGCAGUCGGUGAAAUGCCUCAAGUGCCAGGAAGAGAACCGGGUGGUACUACCGUGCCAACACACUGUGCUGUGUGAAACGUGUGCCGAGGAGGGUGAAUGUCCCAUCUGCCAUCCCAACAGGCCACAUGCUCUCCAGUCGUGACUGUACUAGGACAUUUGGUUUAGCAUAUCACAUAGAAUUUUUUAACUUUUCUUUUUUAUAUAUAUAUAUAUGUAUAUAUAUACAUAUAUAUAUAUAUAUAUAUCUGUGUGUGUGUGUGUGUAGGUACAUACGCACGCGCACACACAAAAACAAAAAAUUAGUUGCAGAGCACUUUUUUAAUACUUUGCAUCUCCCAUUUAAAGGAUCCCUGCUCCCCACCCACACAGUCCCCAUUAAUUCUAACUCAUUAGGGACUUUUGGAGCUGUUUUUUAAUAUAGAUCAAAGGGCCAUUAGCAAAAUCUGUUUCUCCUCCCUCCCUUUUUAUUUAGGAAAUAACCUUUUUUUAGCCUUUUAUGGAGAGAGAGUUAGAGGGGAGGAUGAAGAGAGUUUACAAGUGAUUUUCAGGCUAAGGAUUGGGCUUUUGGGGAGAGAAAAGAUAGAAAUCAAUUUUCUAUUCAUGUGUUCAUUUCCUUCUUUCAUCCUAUAGUAUUUAGUAUUUUUAUUUGUAUCACAACCAUUACAGGUGUGUAAAGCCUUUGAAGCAGGUUUUCUGCAAUGCACAAAAAGGCAAGACAUCUCUUUGAAUUGCUAAAGUAGCUGUAUCAUUUGCAAUGCUCACUCCAGGAAUAGCUUUCAAAGCUGCUGUGUAAGCCUUGCAAAAGAUUAGUUUGCUUUAACAAUUGGAAGAGAGAUGUUUUCUUCAUGCUGUGUGCCUUCUGAAACACUUCUUUCACAGGCUUUGUGCAGCCAUAAUAAUCAUACCCAUGCCUGUCAGUAGUCCCUGCUUCAGAGCCGCAAUUAUUCAGCAUCCUUGUGGCCUCCUGUAUUGUGAAAGUUUCUUGACUUGUCUUGGAAAACCAAAAGUUCCUUUUUUGAAAGUCAUUUUACAUACUCCUUUAAUACUAUCAAAGCAACCCAAGAAAUAAAAAUAGAAGAUACACUGUCGAGGUGAGGCCAAUGCUGAGCUACUUUUUUCAUCAGCAUUACUCUGCAGUGAGACUUUUAGAAACUUCAGUAGCACUUUUGAGUGGAACCUUGUAAAGAGAAAAGUUCAAAUUGGUGGUCUGCGUUAUCAUGGAAGUGGAGAAGGGCUUCAAAAUCAGGCUUUGAUAAUGGAGCCACUUGGAGUCUUUUAAACUUUUUGGUCUGUCUGAGAGAAGUCUGUAACUCACCAAACCAAUUGCAGUCCAUUAAAUUUCCUGGUUUUCUGCCUGCCUGCAGAAAUGGAGUAUUCUGGUUUAAAAAAAAAAUCAGACUACAGACUGCAAUACAUAGUGGGCUGUGCUUGGCUCAGUUAUCAGACUUGUUUAGUAUUAAACUAAUGCUUGGUAUUUGCCAGUAGGAAGAAGCAAAUCAACACAUCUCCUUUUUCAUUCUUAUCUCUCUAUGAAUGGUGCUGUUACAAGUGUUGUAGUUAAAGGGAAUCUCUAUAGUUCCGAGAAGGACGGCCCUAUGUGCAUUCAGAAAUGGGAAGAUCCAGACUUGUAGCACAAAAUCAUCUUAUCUGAACUGUGCAGCAUUUCAUAUUAUUAACUUAAGAGUAAGUUGUCACCAACGCAAACAUGGGUAGAGUGUCAGAGAGAAGAGAGUUACUUGCCAGUAACUAAUGUCACUUUUUUAUCUGUCAGUAAGAUAAAGUGCUUUCUUUUCCCAUCUUUAUCCACAUUUAAUACAAGAUAAUAUUUGAUAAGGUUUACACAGCACCGCUGAGGACUUUUGUUAGAGUUGCAAACUGAAUGAAACUUGGAUUCCCAAACUAGUAAUUUCUGCAAAAAUACAGAGGUUGAGGUGGAAAAAAUUACAGAAAAAAGGCAGUUUUGCAAAAGUUUAGAAGCCCUUGUAUGUAUUUGGAGGCAGAAUGCAAGUUCCCAAAAUGUUUUAACGAUGAACAUGAAUAGCUAGAAGUGGGUGUGGGUGAAUGCAGCAGUGCUGGAUGAAAAUUGAUGAAGUAUCUAAGAUGCCACAAUAUCCUCCCUUGAGAUUAGUUAGCUGUUUAGGAAUUAAAGCUCUUAAUACACUUUACAUUCUUGUGAUAGAUUUAUCAUGAAUACCACAAGGCCACAUUUUACCACAUGUGAGAGAGAGAAGGGAAAGUUGUGCUCAGAAUCCACACUGCUUCAUUUCCAAAAUACGUUCCUUUUCCUUAUUACUAGGAACUUUUCUCAUUUCCUUGAACUUUCUAACCUUUCCUUGAGCAUCUACAUUAGGUGUUCUUCAGGGAUCAAUUACGUUAAUCCCAUGCUUCACAAGUCACUUUCUUGUGACCAUUCUCUUGGAGAUGGGAAUAUUUUUUGAGCGUGUAUGGGAUACACUGUGUUUGGAGAAUCCAAAGAAUGAUUCUGGAGAGGAGAGGAGAGGAGGGGGGUCUUUAUUCUCCCUCACUUCUACUUUGGCAUUUAUACCACCAAUGGGAAAUGUUUUCCUGCAGACAUAUCCUUCCUACUGCUCUGCUUUUCUUCACAAAAUACCUCCUACCUAUACCCUUAGUUUAGCAUCACCAUGAACUCCCCUGGUUAACCUAAUGUAGGUGCAAAUUCCCUUUUUGGCUGGGUACCUGCCAGCAGACAACUUCAGUGAACAUAGUGUAUAUCAUACCCAAAUGACUAAAAUGUCUGAAUCUAUAAGCACGUUCCUUGGCAUGGACUUACUAGACAACUACAUAUACCAGACAAUAUUGGUAACCUUUUGUCAUGGACUGAAAUGACCACUCUUAUUAUCCAGUUUCUGGAUGCAGUGCAUCCAGUCAAGAGGAGUACAUAAGUUUGGCUUGUUAAAACAGAUGGACAGUUACUACUAACUGUCUUCAGUAACUUGAGUCCCAGGCAACAGUCAGCUGGGUUAGCAGGAGUAGCCAUUUAUUUCUCAUGCUUUUGUGGGCCAGCAUGAGUUAAAUGUCCAAGCUCUAAGCAGAUCUUACUAAAAUCAGUUUAAAAAAGAAACAUGUAGAGUAAUCCUAAGCGUGUUUACACAGAAGUUAGCCCUACUGAGCUCACUGGAACUUGCUUCCUAGUGAAUGUGCUUCAGAUUGCAGCUUCAGCGAAUCACUUCCUUUGAGAAUUCGUCUGCACUCAUCCCAGAGUGUUUUGCAAAGGAGUGAAACUCACCAAUUAUGCGCAACAGUUCGAUUAUGUGCGUUAAGUUCUAAAAAUUGAUAUUGGGGCCUAAAUCCAACUGACUUUCAUUGAAAUUUAUGGUUUGGAAUAUUUCUGUUUCAAAACUUGCAUCCAGUGAAUGUGUUGUCCUGCUAUCCCUGAGUGACAGAGCGCUCGCUGCAGUUUGUUCUUACUCAGCGCAACAGCCUCCAGACAAUGAAAAGCAACAGUCCAGUCUAGAAGGACUCUAAUCUGCCAUUUUGCACUGGGAGUUGUUUAAUAUGUAAAAGUGUAAUAUUUAGAAUUAUAAUCUCACUCCCUUGCUCACCAGUCUUUGCUUUGUUUGCAGUAGUUGACCCACUUUUCCCUAACCUGAAAAAGCACUGGAAACUCUUCAUAAGAGGGAUCCAGCUUUUCACCAUCAAGAUAGUUUUUCCAUAUGUAAUUCAAGUACAUCAUUAGAUUUGCUUCCAUAAUUCCACCCUUCUAUAUUUGGGGGGGUUAAUAUGCAUUCCCAGAUAAUCUCAAAGUGCAGCUCUGGUUAGUUUUUUUUUUAAUUAACUUUUAUGUUUGAUAAAAUUGCUUUUUUCAAUGUGUAUGUUGUACUAGUAUCUGUUUUCUUCAUUUUUUUAAAAAAAAACACUUAAUUGGCUUUUUUCUGUAUGGAGAGACACUGCUGGCUGACUCUUGUAGCUGUGUUGUUUUGGUUAUAGCCUUUGAAUGUCUGUGCCAUGAGGCAUCCCUGGUUUCCACGAUCAGGAAACAUGCUUCAGUCUUAAGGAAAGCUUGUUUGUUUAAAAUAUGUGAACAUUUUUAAAAAAAAUACAUACAGAUACACAUACAUUUAAAUUAUGGGGAAUAAUACUCUGCUGGAAAUGUACUAAACUAUUUUGGUAACUAAUUUAAAAAUAAUAGGAAAUAAAAUCUUUGAAUCGGG